Onthophagus taurus is the source of this 315-nucleotide messenger RNA. Its product is annotated as SOSS complex subunit C homolog B. Gene Ontology annotation, cellular component: nucleoplasm; nucleus; SOSS complex. NCBI's taxonomy places the organism in Eukaryota, Metazoa, Arthropoda, Insecta, Coleoptera, Scarabaeidae. Gene Ontology annotation, biological process: DNA repair. The record is from RefSeq and is a predicted model, not a curated record.
AUGGCUUUUCCCCAACCGAAUGCCCAAAGAGACUUAGCAAGUAGAAAAGUACUCGAAGAACUUCAAUUAAAGAAACAAAUCCUGUUAAAACAAGGUGUAGCUUCAACCUUAACCUCACAGUUACCACUUUUAGGGUCUCCGAAUGUUGGUCCAGCAACUCCACAAACCGAUCAACAACACUCGAUGAAUUCUGCACAGCGAGGUGCUUUACAAACGGCAAACGCGCAAUCGACUGGUUAUUUUAUUUCGCAGGAUUCAUCGUUUGGUAAUUUAAUACUUCCUGUGUUGCCACGAUUUGAAAAUAAUUCAAAAUAA